AUGGCGGAAAACAAGAAGAAGUGCAGACAGUAUAGUGUUGAGUACAUUAGAUAUGGCUUUAUUCCCUCGCCCACGAACAUCCAGCUCCCGAUGUGCCUGCUUUGCCAGCAGGUUUUCUCUAAUGAGGCGAUGAAACCGUCUCGUCUAAAGGAGCACCUAUCUAAAAUUCACCCCGAUAAAGCGUCCAAAGAUGCUGCCUAUUUCCAGGUCCUCAAGGAUCAACUCGCGAAACAGUCCAUCGCCAAGGUGUUCGCUAGGAAGGCAAAUCAGGCUGAGAGUGGGUUAGUGGCCUCCUAUAAUAUCUCUCUCCUGAUCGCGAAGUCUGGGUUGGCAUUUACAGUGGGGGAGAAGUUGGUUAUCCCGGCGAUUAAAGAGGCCAUCUCCACUGUCAUGGAGAGAGACCCGUCGCCGGUGAUGCAGGCCAUCCCGCUGAGUAACGACAGUGUGGCACGAAGAAUCAAAGAGAUGGCGCUGGAUACGGAGCAGCAGUUGUGUGCCACACUGCGUCAACAUUCAUUUAGUGUGCAGCUGGAUGAAACCACAACCAGGGACAACAAUGUCCUGUUGAUGGCAUAUGUGCGCUAUAUGUCAGAGAGAGAUGUGGCGGAGGACGUUCUGUUUGCAAAAUAUCUCUCCACUGACACACGAGGGGAGACGAUAUUCAGGGCCCUGAGUGACUACCUGCAGGAGAACUCCAUUCCGAUAGGCAACAUCCUCGCCUGUGCCACAGAUGGAGCUCCCGCUAUGGUUGGCAGGUACCGUGGCUUCGCAACAUUGUUAAAAGAGCGUGUGCCGCAUGAGUUAACAGUGCACUGCAUGUUGCACCGUCACAAUUUAGUGGCCAAAAAUCUAAGCCCCUCUCUCCACCAGUCCCUGAACACCGCUGUCAAGGCCAUAAAUAAAAUCAAGGCCCAUGCUCUGAACGACCGGAUCUUCAGGCAGCUUUGCGGGGAGAAUGACGAGGCGUUUCAGCGCUUGCUGCUCCACACCGAGGUGCGCUGGUUGUCCAAGGGCAAUUGUCUGGGUAGGCUGUGUGAGUUGUUCACAACUGUCCUGGAGUUUCUUGCCGUGACAUCUUCUACCUGGCAGAUUUUUUCGGGAAGAUGA
Molecule: messenger RNA, 1107 nt
Organism: Sardina pilchardus (European sardine)
Lineage: Eukaryota; Metazoa; Chordata; Actinopteri; Clupeiformes; Clupeidae
Product: zinc finger BED domain-containing protein 5-like
Exons: 2
Coding region: 1-1107 (368 amino acids)
Source: RefSeq, a predicted model, not a curated record